Molecule: messenger RNA, 2222 nt
Organism: Ceratotherium simum simum (southern white rhinoceros)
Lineage: Eukaryota; Metazoa; Chordata; Mammalia; Perissodactyla; Rhinocerotidae
Source: RefSeq, a predicted model, not a curated record
CACCCGCCCGAACCAUCCCCCUCCAACGCCUCCAGCAGAGAGAGGGACUGUCUCCUGGGACUCAAAUGGGGACAUCUGGACACACACUGGCCACUCUCCCGGGACCACCCACAAACCCCUUAUCCCCACCCUCCUAGCUGGCUGCAACUCGCCCUUUCUAACUGCAGCAGCACCCAAGACUGAAGUUUGUACAGGGAAGAAAGUUGAGGUCUGUCUGCCUCCAUUUUCCCCCCUCUGGCGCCUGACAAAGAUGAGAGGCCCUCUGGGGGGAACUCAGGACCCUGAGAGCCCCCUCCUGCCACCCCAGUGCCCUCCCCAUGCUCCAAGCCACCUCCCCCACAGCAGGGGCCUUCUCGCUUGUCCUGGGAGACCCAGGAGGCAGCCCAGGACCGGGCAUGGAGAUGCCAGGCCCCAUCCUGGAGCAGCCUUGGGGGACCUGAGCAUCAGGAGAUGAGCUUCCUAGAGCAAGAAGACAGCAUUUCAUGGCCAUCACCAGCCAUGACCACCAGCUCAGAAAGAAAUCCUGGGAAACAGGGGACUGAGGCCUCAAGAUGGACAAAGCAAGAGGCUAUGGAGGCGGGGGAGCUGCCAAGCCCGGGGGAAGGUCCACAAUCCAGGCCAGCUGCUGAAUCCACCGGGCUGGAGGCCACAUUCCCCAAGGCCACACCCUUGGCCCAAGCUGCUCCCUUGGCCAGAGUGGACACUCCACCAACAGAGAGGGACAUCCUUCCCCCUGACUGUGCAGCCUUAGCCGUUGGCUCGAGCACAGAUGAUCUGGAUCUGGGCAUAGAGUUCUCAGCCACAGCAGCCUGGGGGUGUGAGCUCGGCCUGGUGGAAGAGAGGCCUGCCCGGUGCCCAUCCCCGAAGGACCUGUUACCCAGGCUGGGCUGGGACGAUGAGCUGCGGAAGCCAGGGGCCCAGGUCUACAUGCACUUCAUGCAGGAGCACACCUGCUACGAUGCCAUGGCAACCAGCUCCAAGCUGGUCAUCUUUGACACCAUGCUGCAGAUCAAGAAGGCCUUCUUUGCGCUGGUGGCCAACGGCGUCCGGGCAGCACCUCUGUGGGACAGCAAGAAGCAGACUUUUGUGGGGAUGCUGACCAUCACAGACUUCAUCCUGGUGCUGCAUCGCUAUUACAGGUCCCCCCUGGUCCAGAUCUAUGAGAUUGAAGAACAUAAGAUUGAGACCUGGAGGGAGAUCUACCUUCAAGGCUGCUUCAAGCCGCUGGUCUCCAUCUCUCCCAAUGACAGCCUGUUCGACGCCGUCUACACCCUCAUCAAGAACCGGAUCCACCGCCUGCCGGUCCUGGACCCGGUCUCAGGGGCCGUGCUCCACAUCCUCACACACAAGCGGCUGCUCAAGUUCCUGCACAUCUUUGGCACCCUGCUGCCCCCGCCCUCCUUCCUCUCCCGCACCAUCCAAGAUUUGGGCAUCGGCACGUUCCGAGACUUGGCCGUGGUGCUGGAAACAGCGCCCAUCCUGACGGCGCUGGACAUCUUUGUGGACCGGCGGGUGUCUGCGCUGCCUGUGGUCAAUGAAGCUGGACGGGUCGUGGGCCUCUACUCCCGCUUCGAUGUGAUUCACCUGGCUGCCCAGCAAACCUACAACCACCUGGACAUGAGUGUGGGAGAGGCACUGAGGCAGAGGACAGUGUGUCUGGAGGGAGUCCUUUCCUGCCAGCCCCACGAGAGCCUGGGGGAAGUCAUCGACCGGAUUGCCCGGGAGCAGGUACACCGGCUGGUGCUGGUGGAUGAGACCCAGCACCUCCUGGGUGUGGUGUCCCUCUCUGACAUCCUUCAGGCACUGGUGCUCAGCCCUGCUGGCAUCGAUGCCCUCGGUGCCUGAGAAUAUCCGAGUCCUCACUCCCAGCCCACUUUCCACACCCGGAAGCCAAUGGAGGGGGCCGGGGAACUCGGCCUUCAUCUUCCCCCACCCCCAUCUGCUGGUUCGGCUCUGGUUCAGGCUUCUCCAGCCCUCCCUCACUGCCCUUGCCCUGCCCAUACUCCCAGAAGCCCUUGGGAAUGCCCAGUGCACCAUGGGAUGAUGAAAUUAAGAACAGCUGAGUCAGCCUGGAGAUCCCUGAGCCAGAGGCACUGGCAUUACCCCAGGGCCGACUGCUCCACGCCCACCCACAUCGCUUUCCCCCCACCUGGGUUGUGACCAGGCCCAGUGGGGCGAUGAGCCCUCAGCCCAUGGGUUAGCCAGGGGAUCUGGAUUCCUCA